Molecule: messenger RNA, 1071 nt
Organism: Rotaria sp. Silwood1
Lineage: Eukaryota; Metazoa; Rotifera; Eurotatoria; Philodinida; Philodinidae
Source: the annotation of a GenBank genome assembly
AUGGAUAGUGGUUACUUCAAAUUUCGAAUGAACUUAUCAUGUUUAACAAAUCCUUUACAUUUUGAUGAAAAUACUCUUGAUAGUGAUGUUCUAGCAGAACGUCGUCGAGUUUUAAAUUUAAAUCAUACAGCAACAAAUAAAAAUCUAUUGAAUGCAGAUAAUAAUGAAGAAGGACAUGAUACCGAUCAUUUAACAGUUCAUGAUCUUGUUAAACGUUUUCCUGGUCGUAAUGUUUGUGCUGUCAAUCAUUUAACAUUUGGCGCUAAACGUGGUGAAGCAUUUGGUUUACUUGGUUAUAAUGGUGCAGAUAAAACAACAACAUUUCGUAUACUUGUUGGUGAUGAACUAGCAACUGAAGGUACUGCUUAUAUUGAUAGACAAUAUAGUUUAUAUUUAUUAGCACGUAUACGUAGUGUAAAUUUUUCACGAAUAAAUUCUGUUGUUCAAACAAUUAGUUCAUUAUUUUUACUUGAUCCAUUUCUGAAAAAUUAUAUUCAUCAAUUGAGUGGAGGAACAAAACGACGAUUACAUGCUGCACUUGCAUUAAUUGGACCACCAUUCGUAGCAAUCCUUGAUGAACCAACAAGUGGUGUUGAUCCAAAUGCUCGACAACAAAUGCAAGAAAUACUUAUUAAUGUUGUUAAAGCAAAAUUAACUACUAUAUUAACAAGUCAUCCAAUGGAUGAAUGUGCACGUGUAUGUAAUCGUCUUGGUAUCAUGUUUAAUGGUCAAUUAGCUUGUUUGGGUACAAUUCAACAUUUGAAAUCAAAAUUUAGUCAAGGUUAUACAAUUGAAAUUAAAGUUCGUUCAAUAUCUAAUGAUACAAACAUGACAAUGAUUCAAAAUGUUCAAUCAUUUUUAUUAUCACAAAAUCAAUUGAAUGUUGAAACUAGAGAAAUAGCAUAUUCAACAGGUUCAUUUCAAAUUAAACAAAGUACACCAGCAGAUCUAUUUGAAUUACUUGAACAACAUAAACAAAAUUUAAAUAUUGAAACAUAUACAAUAUCACAAACAACAUUAGAACAAAUAUUUUUAUCAAUUGGUAAAAAACUUGAUAUUGAUUUACAAUGA